Molecule: messenger RNA, 1782 nt
Organism: Saccoglossus kowalevskii
Lineage: Eukaryota; Metazoa; Hemichordata; Enteropneusta; Harrimaniidae
Source: RefSeq, a predicted model, not a curated record
ACUAUUGCCCCACCCCUGAUUUUCCAACGCAUGUUGGAGUUGCUGAUUACUCUGUGACUUUUCCUGUGGAGAAUGGUACUGUUAUUGAACUGAAAUGUAAUCCAGCACGAUAUGAGAUGAUUGGAGAUCCACUGACACUAUGUAUAAAUAUGACAUGGACAACAAUGCCUAAUUGUACAGCAACCACUGAAUUCACAUCAUUGGAACGAACCGCUGAUUUCACAUCAUUAGAACUGACAACUGACUUGAUGUCAUCAACAUUGCCACCUAGUACUGAAAUAACAUCAAUGGGAACAACAACUGAUAUUAUUAGUCCUCAUACUUCAACAUCUGUAACUCCCCAUAAAUCUACUACAGAUGCUGCAACAUCAUUUCAAACAACAGCAGAGCCAAGUCAAUGUAGCAAUCCAGGACAUCCUCCCAAUGGUAAACUGAUAAAUACAACAAACAUAUCAUUUCCUGCCAUACCUGGUACUGAAGUCAGCUAUGAAUGCUGUGAUGGAUUUGAAGCUGCAUCUGAUACUUUGAUAUGUGUGGAAGACAACGGUGGCGCAUUUUGGAAACCGGCGUAUCCGGUCUGCAUUCCAGUUUGUAAUGAUGAUGAAUUAAGUGUUGGAGGCUCGUGUUAUCUCCUGGGAACUGGAAGAGGCUCUUGGUAUGAAGCUGACGCAUACUGCAAAUCGGUGGACGUUAGUUAUUACCUAGCAGAAAUUGAAACUGCAGAAGAACACAGUUACCUCCAGGGUAACCUUACAUUGUUACCACAAUCAAGGUGGCGAUUCUGGCUCGCUAUGAUACAGUACAAUGUUGGAAAUUGGACGUGGAUUUCAGGAGAAUUAUUAACAUUUGAUAUAUGGGAAGAUGGCUAUCCAUCUGGUCAGUACCAUUGUGGUGCUUUAGUCAGAGGUGGGGAGAAUAAGAAGGAACAUUUCCGUAUGCGAGAUGUAGAAUGUGAUUCUACUCGUUAUAUUUUAUGUGAAAGAGGUGGCCGAAUUACAUGUGCUGAUCCUGGUAACUUGGCUAAUGGAAAAAUAUCACCAGAUAUUGAAUAUCCAGCUGCAUAUCAACAAAUAUUGAGUUUUACAUGUGAUGAUGGUUAUGAAUUAAUGGGAGCUUCUACAAUUUUUUGCAAUAUUGAUGAAUGUGAACCAGGAUAUAAAUGGAGUGACAGUAUUCCAGAGUGUGUACCAAAAGACUAUUGCCCCACCCCUGAUUUUCCAACACAUGUUGGAGUUGCUGACUACUCUUUGACUUUUCCUGUGGAGAAUGGUACUGUUAUUGAACUGAAAUGUAAUCCAGCACGAUAUGAGAUGAUUGGAGAUCCACUGACACUAUGUAUAAAUAUGACAUGGACAACAAUGCCUAAUUGUACAGCAACCACUGAUUUCACAUCAUUGGAACCAACCACUGAUUUCACAUCAUUAGAACUGACAACUGACUUGAUGUCAUCAACAUUGCCACCUAGUACUGAAAUAACAUCAAUGGGAACAACAACUGAUAUUAUUAGUCCUCAUACUUCAACAUCUGUAACUCCCCAUAAAUCUACUACAGAUGCUGCAACAUCAUUUCAAACAACAGCAGAGCCAAGUCAAUGUAGCAAUCCAGGACAUCCUCCCAAUGGUAAACUGAUAAAUACAACAAACAUAUCAUUUCCUGCCAUACCUGGUACUGAAGUCAGCUAUGAAUGCUGUGAUGGAUUUGAAGCUGCAUCUGAUACUUUGAUAUGUGUGGAAGACAACGGUGGCGCAUUUUGGAAACCGGCGUAUCCGGUCUGCAUUCCAG